This is a messenger RNA of Eremothecium gossypii ATCC 10895, 3363 nucleotides long. RefSeq names its product cohesin subunit IRR1 (gene IRR1). NCBI's taxonomy places the organism in Eukaryota, Fungi, Ascomycota, Saccharomycetes, Saccharomycetales, Saccharomycetaceae. Gene Ontology annotation, molecular function: chromatin binding; protein binding. The coding region runs from base 1 to 3363 and encodes 1120 amino acids. The transcript has a single exon. Gene Ontology annotation, cellular component: cohesin complex; nucleus; chromatin. The record is from RefSeq and is marked provisional. Gene Ontology annotation, biological process: sister chromatid cohesion.
AUGAGCGAAGUGCGGCGGUCUAGGAGAAUACGGGAAAAGUCCAGUCGCGAGGAUGACCACGAAGAAGGGCCUCUCGAGGCGGAUCACAGCACGGCAGUAGUGCAGGCGGACGAGCAAACAUAUGUGGAGGGAGAUGAAGCGUCCGAAGAGGAGAGUUCGGGCGAGGAGGACGGUCACAGCGACGAGGACUAUGAAGAGGCGCGCGCGAAGAAGCGGAGGCCGCGGUCGGGCGGGGGGAGCCGGCCGGGCUCCGGCGGCGCGAAACGGGCGCGCACGGGCACAGGCGGGACACGCUCCCGGAUGGCCGGUGUUGGUGCGGGCACCAAGAAGGAGCAGGACGAAUACCUGGCGCUACAGGAGGACUUCGAGCCAUGCAGGCUGUUCCGCAUUUUCAGCACGGCGGAGGACGUGUCGGUGGAGGACAUUGCGAGCGACUGGCUGGAGGAGUACAACGCGAGCCGGACGGGUGCCCUGAAGGAGUUCAUCAACUUCCUGCUGAAUUGCUGCGGGUCGCUGGUGCAGGUGGCGGAGCACGACGUGCUGAACAACGACUCCUCCAACGAGACCGUCGACGAGGUGCAAAUGCUGUUCCAGGACCAGAAGAUCCACGAGUUCCACCUGUAUAUUUCGAAAACGCAGAAGAAGCGGAGCAAGUACAAGCCUCUGUACGACAAUUUUGCGGAGUUCAUGACGAAGCUGAUUGAGCUGGCGAGCGAUAAGGACAUGAUAUACAUAGAGAAGACGGACGAGGGUGACGGCGAGCCCCAGACGGUUAUUGAGACCGGGCCGCUAAUGCUGGACCUGUUUACAUGGCUGUCCUCAUUUUCGGUCUGUAAAAUUAGAUGUCUGAGGUAUGUGGCCACAUUGGCGAUGUACUUGUUCCAGGACCAGUUGACGCACCUUGUCGUCGAGAUGGACACACAAUCCCUGCUGAAGCUGCGCAAGCAACUUGCGAUGGAGCAAAAGAAGAAAAGACCGAGCGUUAAAGCUGUGCAUAAAUUGGAGUCUACGAUUGCAGACAUACAGGGGACAAGGACAGUGCUCGAGAGCAAUAUCGAAAACAUAAUAAAAUUGUGCUUCGUCCAUCGGUUCAAAGAUGUUGACGAAACAAUUAGGUCAGAGUCGGUACUGCAUUUGGCGAAAUGGCUCGAGAAUUAUCCCGAGCACUUUUUCAAAGCGACCUAUUUAAAGUAUUUUGGCUGGCUGCUCUCCGACACGUCUUCAGUCGUGAGGCUCCAGGUACUAAAGACAUUAUCGGAUCUGGUGAAGUUCAUCAAUAAGCAGUUCCGCAAUAUGACGGAUGAUUCGUCUUUGAGACAAUUUUUUGAGCGUUUCAAGCAUCGCGUCUUAGAACUUGCGCUCAAAGACAUAGAUCUGCAAGUGCGUCUUGCUGCUGUCCAGGUGUUGGUUGAAAUCAACAAGUUUCGAUACCUCGAGGAUUCUGAGAUCCUAAGCAUAACCAGUUUGAUAUUUUCCGAGCAUGAAGUAAAAGUGUCUUCCAGCGCCAAGAACGCCAAGUUCUUGAGUGCUGUCUCCAAGUUCUUUUCACAUGUUGAGAGAGCACAAGUGCCCGAGUUCAUGGAAGGUAAAGACCCAAAGAAAAAGAUUGGUGAUGUAAAACUUGGGACAGUCGCUGAAGUGGGCAUCCUCAUGCGAUUUCUGAUAAAGUCGUUGUCGCUUUACCUAAAUGAGCAAGAUCCCCUUGAACAAACGACUGAGAGGAAGGUGCAUCUUCUGUUCCAGGCAGCUGAAUUUCUGCAACCGUACUUUGGUCACCUAAUCAAACCUAUCUGCCAACUGUUGACGUUCCAGGGAGAAUUUGGUGAUAUUUCUGAACUCCAGUCAACCGAGGAAGAUUCUGACGCAGAAGAACAGGGCGAAUAUUCGAUGGAACUAAAUAAACUACUUUUGCCAGAAAACGAAAACACGGUGAUUCAAUAUAUUACUGUACUCAGUGGACUGUGCCACGGCGCAGUCGCCAUAAAACAGCAUAAUAGUAAAGCGGAGACUGCGGAAACGGCGAUGGGAUACCUUCUUGAAUUAUUUGGUCAUCUGAACCUCGACUCGCCGGUUAUUUUCGAUCAACUUCUCAAGAUAUUCCAGCUAUUCAGGUACGAAGAUUGGAUUACUUACGGUCGAGAAGGCGCCUUCCAACAGCUAUUUGAGAUUGUUGUCAAGAAGUUCAAAGAUAUGGCUAUAUAUACGGAUCCAGAUGACAUUAGACGCCAGGCUUUCACAGACAUACUGCAAUACACGCAGACGCUUUCUUCCAAAAAGAUCGAGGAGCUCUGGAAAAACCAGCUAGCUGAGAUAAAGAUCGCUCUAAACAAGUACCUCCACGAGAUGGAUCUCAGUGAUCCCAACAAGGCAGAUCAACAACUCCAAACUCUUCAGUUGAUGUACCUCAACAAACUGGUACUAUUCGGAAAGUAUUACCGCGUGGAUUUCGAUACUGAGCUUCUUGAGAUGCUUUUUACCAAGUACAUGAACCCGCUCGCGCUGCUAUCAUCAGAACUGAGCGAUACCACGCUGGGCAUUGUUGACUUCAAGAUACUGACACAAGUUACCACAUGGAAUCUGCAAACCUGGUACCAAAUCUUUGAAGAUACCAAUACACCGACACCCAUUUCAAAACCUAUGCUUGAGCUUAACAAAUUCAUUAUCGACCAGCUAUCCAUUACCCUAAUCACGUUACAGCGAGAGCACUCUGGCGAACUUUCACGUAAGCUAGCUAUAGAACACCCGGUGUGCGUGACUCUGUUAGAUACGGUGACUGCCAUAAAACUAUUUGCACUGAAUCUGCCGGAUAAAGAAGCUGAGUGGAGACAUGCGCUCACGCGGGACUAUCCUAUUUACAUUGACUGUCCUGAAGCAAUCAUGGAGGUAUUGCUCUAUCUAGAGGCACUGUACGCGAACUCAAUCGGUGUUAACCUCGAAAGAGGUGACGAGGAAGCCGUAGACUUUAAUGAUCUGGCCCCCCGCGAGGACAAAGCUGACCCCAUUAAGCUCGAAAAGGAACUCUGCGUCUUUGCGCUAAAGUUGAGAAGCCUCUUCAAGUUGGGGCUUCUCAAUCAUCCACAUAUCGAGGAGCGUCUUGGCCUCAAUAGGGAGGCCCUGGGCUCGCUUUUCCAAAGCAUCGUUGAUGAUUCUAUUUUCAGCGAACCUGAGGAGCAGAGAGUUCGGAAGAGCAGUCCGCCAGCGUCCAGUUCUACCGCUCCGCGCACCGAUCGCCCGCAUACACAAGAAGAGCUGGAGCCAAUCGAGGAGUUUUCUUUGGAAGAAACCACAAGAAGGCCGCUACCGCUCCAGGAAGACCCGAUUGAAGAGGAAGAUGAAGAUCUGGGAGAAGAUGAUAAUCAAUAG